Cyprinodon tularosa is the source of this 1476-nucleotide messenger RNA. Its product is annotated as membrane cofactor protein-like. The coding region runs from base 63 to 941 and encodes 292 amino acids. NCBI's taxonomy places the organism in Eukaryota, Metazoa, Chordata, Actinopteri, Cyprinodontiformes, Cyprinodontidae. The transcript is spliced from 9 exons. Gene Ontology annotation, biological process: negative regulation of complement activation, classical pathway. The record is from RefSeq and is a predicted model, not a curated record.
AGCAAAACAGGUCAGAUGAGAAUGAUAUAAUUCUCUUUAGGUUUCUACACUGGAUCCUAAAAAUGAGUAUCUCUGCCCUCUGUCUACUUAGCAGCUUUGGCUUUGGCAUCCUUGCCCAAGCACAGCAGUGUCCCAAGCCUCCUGGGGGGCAGAAUAUGAAUCUGGAGAAUGAGUAUAUUUCAAAGGAUACAUUUGAGGAUGGUUCUACUGUGUCUUUUGCUUGUAAUGUCGGCUACACACCUGCAAAAGGAUCACCAAUCAUCAACUGUAACAAGGGCACAUGGAGCCCUGUUACGCUGACUUGCAAGAGGAAGAACUGUGGACCUGUUGAAGAUAAACCUAAUAUGAUAGUUGAAUAUCCUGAUGAGACACUGUUUGGGGAUAAAGCAUUGAUCAGCUGUAAAACAGGAUACAAUCUAGUUGGUAACCGUGAAGUCAAAUGUGAAUCGUCAGGGUGGACAGGAAGGUUGCCUGAAUGUGAAGUAAUUAGGUGUCUCCAGACAGUGGAUAUUGCAAAUGGUAAAGUCGAAAGUCCACAGAAAGAAGAGUAUGAAUAUGGAGAAGUUGUGCAAUACUCCUGUGACAAUGACUAUGCCCUCAUCGGAUCGAGUUCUUUAACCUGUGGAGAAAAUGGGAAGUUUGAACCCCCAACAUCAUCUUCUCCUCCGUCAUGCGUCUUGGUUCAGUGUCAAGAACCCCAGAUUACAAAUGGGGAAUAUCUGGAAGGAGCUCGACCUCCUUAUAAGUACAAGUCUACUGUGACAUACAAAUGCAAACAAGGAUACAAGAUGAAAGGAUCACAAAGGCUGACCUGCAAUGAAAAAAGCGAGUGGUCACCGGGAAUUCCACAAUGCAUCAGCAGUGGAAAUACUCUUGUGGGAGGAUUGAUUGCUGGACUUGUAAGCAUCACUGUCCUGCUGCUUCAAAAUUACUACCGGUAGAUAUGACCGUUUCUCAGGAUGAAGACUGGCCUCCAUCUACACUGGGAAUGUGCCUGUCCUUAAUGCUCUGAUGUUAUGGCAAUCUGAGACGGAAGCAGAUGAAACUGUUUCCUGCUUAUUGUGUCUUUCUAAAGCAAAAGCAAACAUAAUCACUUUCUGUUUGAACGUUACUUGCCUGGUCGUUAUAAAACUGCAUUGGUUCUAAACGUAAGCAGUGCCACGCGCUUUGGCCUUUGUAGAUGCAUUCACAGGUUGUACCAAAGUAAGCAAACAAUAAGAUGUUUGAACUAGUUACUCUUUUUUAUGUAUAUGUUGCAAAAGUAUAGGUUAAGAAAAAAGUCAAACAGGAUUUUUAUGAUUUUAGUUUGAAACUUGUCAAAGUGAGAAAAUGGUUGCAAAGAAAUUUCCUUUUGCAGAAAUUCUAUAAGUCGAUAACAAUAAAGGAAAUGGCUAAUUUCACAGUAAGGUAUUGCAUUGAUAAAAGUUGAUCAGCCAACCAGUAUUACAGGUCCAGACUGCAUAAAAAUGUAGGAUC